Aspergillus steynii IBT 23096 is the source of this 2574-nucleotide messenger RNA. RefSeq names its product Diacylglycerol acyltransferase family. Gene Ontology annotation, molecular function: UDP-glycosyltransferase activity; diacylglycerol O-acyltransferase activity. Gene Ontology annotation, biological process: triglyceride biosynthetic process. NCBI's taxonomy places the organism in Eukaryota, Fungi, Ascomycota, Eurotiomycetes, Eurotiales, Aspergillaceae. The record is from RefSeq and is a predicted model, not a curated record. The transcript has 2 exons. Bases 1 to 2574 code for a protein of 857 amino acids. Gene Ontology annotation, cellular component: endoplasmic reticulum membrane.
AUGGCCUCCCAGCACACCAAAGUGCUGUUCAUGGCCAACAGCGAACACGGCCAAACCAACAUCAUCCUCGCCAUCACGCACGAGCUGCUCGUCCGCGGCGACAUCGACGUGCACAUCGCCUCGUUCCCGGCCCUCGAGCGCCGCGUCGAGAAGCUCCUAACCGACAAGUCGCCCGCGUACGACGACUCGUACCGCUCGCGCAUCCACUUCCACCCCGUGCGCGGCCCGUCCAACACGGACGUCUUCAUCCGCACGGGGAAGCGCGGCGCCUUCCAUCCCCCCGGCUACCACGGCGCCGUGCUCGGCUUCCAGUCCCUCUGCGAGGAUAUCUGGGGCUGGACUGAGGACGAGUACGUCGACAUCUACGAGAGCUGCGUCGAGAUCAUCAAAGACGUGCAGCCGUCGGUCAUCGCGGCCGACUUCUUCUUCCUGCAGGGUCGUGAUGCCGCGUUUAAUGCCGGCUAUACGGCCAUUCUUAUUAACACGACGUCCCUGACACAUAUUGUGUUAGGGUUGCAGCCGAAUUCGGCCCCGUUGUGGAAAUACCCUCUCCCGGGAACUGGCUUCCCCUACCCCCUUCCAUGGCACUUGAUUCCCUUCAACGCGCUGGCGGGGAUCAAAACAGCCAAGAUGUACCACGGCAGCGGACGCCGGCGCGAGAUCCGUGAAUGGCGAAUCAGACAUAAGAUCCACGGUCGAUUCCCGUUCGCCGACGCCUGGCGUCCCGAUCGCUUCCAUCUCACCCCCGCUCUGAAAGAGCUGGACUGGCCGAUGGAUGUCCCGGACAAUAUCCUGCCCUGCGGACCCAUCCUGCUUCCCACGGCGUCGGUGCAGCAGCAGGACUCCGAGCUGGCCAGCUGGCUGGGCCAGGCUCCCACGGUGCUGGUGAACCUGGGGACGCUGUAUGCGCCGGAUCCGAACGUGGCGAAGAACAUUGCCACGGGGUUGAAGAUGUUUUUGGACGGGUGGAAGGGACAGAAGGUCCAGGUGCUGUGGAAGUUGCCGAAGCAUCCGCAUGAUGUGGAUAAUGUGUAUGAGCGGUCGAUUGAGCCGCUGAAGAAGGAGACGGAGGAAGGCAGCGUGCGUAUUGCGCCGUGGUUCGAGGUCGAGCCGAUGGCGAUGCUGGAGACCGGGCAGAUUGUCUGCUCGGUUCAUCAUGGGGGCGCGAACUCGUGGUACGAGGCUAUUCAGAAUGGCGUCCCCCAUGUCAUCCUCCCUGCGUGGCAGGACUGCUACGAGAACGCUGCCCGCGCCGAAUGGAUCGGCAUCGGCGUGUACGGGAACAAGAGUCGGGCGCCUAACAUCAGCGCGCCGGAGCUCAGCAAGGCCCUGCUCACGGUGAUGGGCAACAAGGCGUACAAGGAGAAGUCCGUCGAGCUGUCCAAGCUCUGCCACGUCAAGGAAGGCCGCAUCGCCGGCGCCGACAAGAUCGUCGAGAUCGCCCGCAACCCCGAGAAGAUGGCCAUGGCGUCGCCGGAGAUCCACGUCGAGGAUCCGCAGUGCAAGCUGUACGAGGUCAAGAACCGAUCUGGCAUGACGCUGCGGACCGUCCAGGAGCCCAAGACCGAGGGCAAGGCCACCUCGCGAUCCCUCCUCACCCAAACCGGCCAGUUCCUACUCAUGCUCACCCUCUGUAACGCGUGGUUCUGGAUGCCAAUCUUGGGCUACUCCCUCCUGCUCGUCCCUCGUCUCCGCCUCGCCGUCCUCUUCUACAUCCUAUACAUCAAGUUCCUAGCCAAGUCCCACACCACCGGCACUCUCCCCCUGCGCAACGACUCCCUCCGCACAUCCUGGAUCUUCAAGGCCUUCGCAUCCUACUUCCCUCUGACGCUGUACCGCACUGCCCCCCUCCCGCCUCACAAACGCUACAUCUUCGGCUACCACCCGCACGGCAUCGCCUUCCGCGGCGCCAUCGGAGCCCUCGCCGCCGACGGCGUCGGCUUCUCCUCCCUCUUCCCCGGGCUCACCAACACCCUGCUCAUGAAAGACGAAGUGUUCUGGAAACCGCUCCUGCGCGAAUGGCUACUCGCGAUCGGGUUGAGCGGGGUAUCUCGGUCGUCCUGCAUCCGACACCUGACCAAGGGGGGCCACGACGGGCGUGGCAUGGGCCGCGCAAUCACCAUCACGGUCGGCGGCAGUCGCGAGUAUAACAUCGCGCGCCCCGACAGCAUGGACAUCGUGGUUAAGAUCCGGAAGGGGUUCGCGAAGGUAGCGGUGCAAACGGGCGCCGAGCUCGUUCCCGUCAUGGCGUUCGGGGAGAACGAGCUCUUCGACAAGACGGAUAUCCAGGGCGGGCUUUGGUUUGUGAAGCUGAUUGCGAGGGUCUGGGAGGCUGUGGUGGGUCAUCGCGUGGCGUUCUCGACGGGCAGGUUUGGUGUCUUUUGUCCGAAGCUGGUGCCUCUGAAUGUGGUGGUGGGGAGGCCGAUUGCGGUGAAACAGCAACGGUGGGAGCCGGAUGAGAAGUAUAUUGAUGAGGUGCAUGGGGAGUAUGUGAGGGAGUUGGGGAGGUUGUUUGAGGAUUGGAGGGAUGUGUUUGGGGUGAAGAAGGGGGUGAAGUUUGUGGUUGUGGAGUAG